Messenger RNA from Lolium perenne, 1854 nucleotides. NCBI's taxonomy places the organism in Eukaryota, Viridiplantae, Streptophyta, Magnoliopsida, Poales, Poaceae. The record is from RefSeq and is a predicted model, not a curated record.
AUGGCGGGGUCGAAGAAGGGAGAGGAGACCACGGGGAAGGACAAGGCCAAGCUGCCUGCCGGGACCCGGAGGCCGGCGACGUCGACGACGGCCGCGCGCGACGCGUUAGCCGGCACGCGUGCCGGAGCGGACCGCCAGGCGGAUCCUUCCUUGGCGGCGCGCACGGGGCGGCGCGCUCAAGCACCGGCACCGACGCCGCCCAGCCGCCCCGCUACGAGGGGCGCGGCCGGGCGAGUGGCUGCGGCGGAGGAGGGAACCUCAGGGAGUUCGAGCAAGAGGCGGUCACCCGCAGCUAUGGCGGCGGCCGCGGCACCUACGAAGCCUGAGAAGCCCCCGCAGCUGCAGCCUUCUGCGGUGACGGAAGCAGCGGCAGCAACGGCGGCAGCACUAAAGAAGGCGAGCGUGAACCCGUCCCCGCGGCUGGCGCCUCGUGCAGCGGCCGGUGGUGCUGUGGCGGCCAAGACACCGCCGUCAAAGAACAUGGCCUCACCCGGCACGCGUGCCCGAGGGGACCGCCAGGCGGACUAUUCCUUGGCGGCGCGCACGGGGAGGAACACUGAAGCACCGGCACCGACGCCGCCCCGCGGCCCCGUUACCAGGGGCGCGGUCCAGCCUGUGGCUGCGGAGGAGCACGGCAAUUCAGGCAGGAAGAGGCGGUCGUCCGUCGUCUUCCUUGACGACAAGGAAGCUAAGAAGCCCAAGAAGCCCUCGCAGCUGCAGCAUUCUGCGGUGACGGCAGCAGCGGCAGCAACGGCGGCGGCGCUGAAGAAGGCGGCGGCUGGUGCUGUGGCCACGAAGACCCCUCCGCCAAUGAUCAUGGCCCGAACCGGAUCGGGAAGCAGGAACAUGACGGCAGGGGCCCGCGACAGCAGCAGCACCAGCAGCCACGCCGGUGUGCAGCCUUGCGAGGACUGCUUCGUCCUGCCGUCGCAGCGCGUAGCGCACCUCUGUCUAAGGUGCUACCGGAGCCGGCGCGACUGCCGAACCUGCCGGGAGCGAUGCUCCCCCUACAAGAGAGCCGCGGCGGAGCGCGCGCGGAGAAGCGCACAAGCAUCGCCACAGCCGCCGAUUGGCCGCAUCACAAGAUCUCAGGACGCGGCUCGGCCUUUGGCUGCCCCUGCGGAGGGCGAUAAGAAGAAGCGGGACAAGCCUUAUCUGUCGACGAAGAAGGAGAAGGUUAUCCCGAUGAAGCUUUCUCAAGUGACGGUUGCCGACAAAGCCAAUAAACUGCGCAAGAAGAAGGAUCAUGUUCCUCAAGCGGUGGUAUCUGUGGCCCGAUCGAGAAGCACAAACAUGAUGCCGCUGGCACAGGACACCAGGCUCCGCAGCACCAUCGCCAGCGCCAGCAGCAGCGGCGCCUCUGUGGUGCCGUGCGAGGACUGCUAUCGGCCAUCGAAGCGCACAGCCCACCUGUGCGAUAGCUUUUCGUCCCAGCUCAGCCUCCAGUCCACUACUACAGGCACCAAGCUCGAUGGUGCCACGGCGGCCCAAGAGCAGAAGGAAGACGUUUACGGGCGUAUCCAGCUUCGUUGGGUUCCCUGUGCAAAGAUCAAGCCCCAGGCUCAACUCAAGGCCAAGAAGGGUGGCAUGCCGGUUACCCAGCUUGCAGAAAAGGUACUAUGUCAGCGCCUGGGCAUCAUUAACGAGACCGAAUCCAUCACCGAAGCGGCGAUCGCGAAAUUUGUCCACAUGUUUCAAGGGAAGCUGCCUGAUAUUGCUAUCGCAGCCUUGCACGCCCUUUUCCGUCUUGACUGCGAUUUUGCGGCAGCAGUCGAGGACGCACUGGUGGAGCAUGGAGCAUCUGCUGCCAUGGAGAAGGAGGGCCAAACUUCUAAAGCUGCUGGUAUUGCCUGA